AUUUCCAGACCUGCCUGUGUAUUGACAGUGUUUUUGUGUUGUUUCUCCAAUAAAUUGUGUUCCUUAGGCACGUUGUUGCAGCGCUGGAAUGUGCCCCCAGACCUGCAGCUGAGCAGACAAGUGGCUAGCACAGGCGUGCCUGGGAAAAAGGGCAGUAAUUCGGUUUUUGUCCUUAUUAUGGGCUUGUCCACCUUAGGAGCAGGUGCCUAUGUGUACAAAUCACUGCAGGACAGCAAAGAGAGAUACGCCAGCCGGCUCGCGAGGAUCAAACAGCACUCCCAAGACCAUGAGUCCCCUGCCCCAGCUCCAGACACUCAUCCCACGGUCCCAUCCCACGUCCCUUUCCUGCUCAUUGGGGGAGGAACUGCUGCUUUCGCUGCUGCCAGAUCCAUCCGGGCCCGCGACCCCGGAGCGCGGGUGCUGAUUGUGUCUGAAGAUCCUGCCCUGCCCUACAUGCGCCCUCCCCUUUCCAAAGAGCUGUGGUUUUCCGAUGAUCCCAACGUGACGGAGACGCUGCGGUUCAAGCAGUGGAACGGCAAGGAGAGGAGUAUCUAUUUCCAGCCGCCGUCUUUCUACGUGCCUGUCCAGGACCUGUCUUCUGUGGAAAAUGGUGGGGUGGCAGUUCUGCCUGGCAAGAAGGUUGUGCACAUGGAUGUCAGAGGGAACACGGUCAAGCUCAGUGAUGGGACCCAGAUAUCCUAUGACAAAUGUCUCAUUGCCACUGGGGGAUCCCCAAGGAACCUGCCAGCCAUUGAAAGAGCAGGAAAGGACGUGCAGAAAAGGCUGACCCUGUUCAGAAAGAUCGAGGACUUCCGAAGGCUGGAGAAGAUUUCCAGGGAAGUCAAGUCCAUCACAAUUAUUGGUGGUGGUUUCCUCGGCAGCGAGCUGGCCUGUGCUCUGGGAAGGAGAGCACAAACCCGGGGCCUGGAGGUGAUCCAGCUGUUUCCAGAGAACGGCAACAUGGGCAAAGUCCUGCCCGAAUACCUGAGCAACUGGACCACGGAGAAAGUCAGGAGAGAGGGGGUCAACGUCCUGCCCAAUGCCGUGGUCAAAUCCGUCUCUGUCUCCGGCAACCGGCUGGUGAUUAAGCUGAAGGACGGCCGGAAGGUGGAGACUGAUCACAUCGUGGCUGCCGUGGGGCUGGAGCCCAACGUGGAACUGGCCAAGUCAGCGGGGCUGGAGGUGGACUCGGACUUCGGGGGGUUCCGGGUGAACGCAGAGUGCCGUGCUGCUCACGGGCUGUUUCUCUCCAAGGCAGGGGAUGCUGCCUGCUUUUAUGACAUCAAACUGGGCCGGAGGCGUGUGGAGCACCACGAUCACGCCGUGGUGAGCGGGAGACUGGCUGGAGAGAACAUGACAGGAGCUGCAAAACCCUACUGGCACCAGUCCAUGUUCUGGAGUGAUCUGGGCCCCAACGUGGGCUACGAAGCCAUUGGCCUCGUGGACAGCAGCUUGCCCACAGUGGGAGUGUUUGCCAAGGCAACAGCGAAGGACACGCCGAAGAGUGCGACAGAACAGUCAGGGACUGGAAUUCGAUCUGAGAGCGAAACGGAAGCGGAAGCCUCAGAAGUUCAGAUCUCUCAAAGCUCUUCACCAACGCCUCAAGUCCCAAAGCAAGGAGAAGAUUACGGCAAAGGUGUCAUUUUCUACCUCAGGGAUAAAGUCGUGGUGGGAAUUGUGUUGUGGAACAUCUUCAACAGGAUGCCCAUUGCUCGGAAGAUCAUCAAAGACGGGGAGGAGCACGAGGACCUUAACGAAGUAGCAAAGCUCUUCAACAUCCACGAAGACUGAACUCGGCAGCAGGAACAGCCCCAGGGAGUGCUGGCUCUGUGCACUCUGCACCUUGGGCAGCUUCCUGGGAGCACUUGGGAAUAUUCCACUCACCCAAGCCCACUGUUUGCACCAAUAAAGUCAGAUUGUUGUAGUCA
Molecule: messenger RNA, 1928 nt
Organism: Parus major (Great Tit)
Lineage: Eukaryota; Metazoa; Chordata; Aves; Passeriformes; Paridae
Gene: AIFM1
Product: apoptosis inducing factor mitochondria associated 1
Exons: 15
Biological process (GO): apoptotic process; mitochondrial respiratory chain complex assembly
Cellular component (GO): mitochondrion; cytoplasm
Molecular function (GO): NAD(P)H oxidase H2O2-forming activity; protein dimerization activity; FAD binding
Source: RefSeq, a predicted model, not a curated record